CAAGAGUCCAUCUACUUCGUGUACUCUACACAACACACACAACAUGUCGUCCGCAGCCCAACUAAGGGCGGCGUCGCACCCGGCCAUCCAGAGCCAGGAGAUUGACUGGAUCUGCCUGGAAACCCCUAUCAGAUGGUACAUGCGCAUCUAUGGUCUCCCGUUCUUGUCCCUCUACCCCCUCCUCUACCGCGCCUACUACUACAAGUAUGACGAGUGGAUCGUGUCCGAGGAGUGGACGUUCAUCUACUGUGUCCUCCUGUUCGGCGGCCACGCGCUCAGCUUCCUCGCCACGCGCUGGAGCAACGCUGUGCGCGCGUUCGUCUGCUACAAGACCGAGUACUCGCUCAAGACGGCUUCGCACGUCCGCGUCGUCCCCAAGAAGCAGCGCGGCAAGGGCGAGAUGGUCCCCCUCGACUCGAAGCAGACGCCCAACAGCGACGAGCCCACCUACUCGUUCAUCUACCAGCGCGACACUUACGUCUACUCGCCCGACACCAAGACCUUCACGCUCAUUCCCUACCCCUGUGACGCGAACCCGCCCCUCAGCGUGUUCCAGGACGCCCGCGGCGUGCUCACCCACACGCCGACGACCAAGGCCGCCGCGACCGCCCUCAAGAGCCUCCCCAACCUCGAGACCCUCAAGGCGACCUACGGCCCCAACGAGUGCCACAUCCCCAUCCCCAGCUUUGUCGAGCUCUUCGCCGAGCACUCGGUCGCGCCGUUCUUCGUCUUCCAGAUGUUCUGCGUCGCCCUCUGGAUGCUCGACGAGUACUGGUACUACUCGCUCUUUACCGCCUUCAUGCUCGUCGUUUUCGAGUGCACCGUCGUCUUCCAGCGCGUUCGCACGCUUACCGAGUUCCGCACGAUGAGCAUCACCCCUUACCCCGUUCAGGCUCUCCGCGACGGCAAGUGGACAGAGGUCAUCUCGUCAGAGCUCGUUCCUGGCGACGUCAUCUCGGUUCUCCGCACCAAGCCGGACUCGGGCAUCCCCUGUGACCUGCUCCUCCUCCGUGGCACUGCCAUCGUCAACGAGGCCAUGCUUUCCGGCGAGUCGACCCCUCUUCUCAAGGAGAGCAUCGAGCUCCGCGAAGGCACCGACCGUCUCGACAUCAACGGCGCUGACCGCAACUCGGUUCUCUUCUCUGGCACCAAGGCUCUCCAGGUCCAGAAGGCCGAGCCCGGAGGUAUCACCACUCCCGAUGAGGGCUGCCUUGCUGUUGUUCUCCGCACUGGCUUCGGCACGACCCAGGGCCAGCUCGUCCGCACCAUGAUCUUUUCGCAGGAGCGCGUCUCGGCCAACAACUUUGAGUCGUUCCUCUUCAUUCUCUUCCUCCUUAUCUUCGCCAUUGCCGCCUCGGCCUACGUCUGGAUCAAGGGGCUCGAGCGCGGCAUGGCCAAGGGCAAGCUCCUCCUCGACUGUGUUCUCAUCAUCACCUCGGUCGUUCCUCCCGAGCUCCCCAUGGAGCUCUCGCUCGCCGUCAACGCCUCGCUUGUCGCCCUCCAGAAGUACGCCAUCUUCUGCACUGAGCCCUUCCGCAUUCCCUUUGCUGGACGUGUCGACGUCUGCUGCUUUGACAAGACGGGCACCAUCACUGGCGAGGACCUUGUUGUCGAGGGUGUCUGCGGUGUCGACGCUGCCGACCCCAAGCACCUCGCUCCCGUUACCGAGACCAGCAAGGAGACCACCCUCACGCUCGCUGCCGCCCACGCCCUUGUCCAGCUCGACGACGGCACCAUUGUCGGCGACCCCAUGGAGAAGACCACUCUCACUGCCCUCGACUGGAAGCUGUCCAAGGGAGACAACGUCUCGCCCAACAGCAAGGACGCUCCUUACAAGUACCAAAUCAACAUUCGCCGCCGUUACCAGUUCUCGUCGGCUCUCAAGCGCAUGUCGACCAUCUCGGCUGUCACCGACGCCAGUGGCCGCAAGUGGGUUGCCGCCGUCAAGGGUGCCCCCGAGACCCUCAGGAAGAUGUACACCAAGGUCCCCGACUUCUACGACGACACCUACCGCUACUACACUCGCCGUGGCUCGCGUGUCCUUGCCCUUGGUUACAAGACCAUGACUGUCGACGCCAACAAGAUUAACAACAUUCACCGUGACGAGGUCGAGUCUAACCUCGAGUUUGCUGGCUUCCUCGUCUUCCACUGCCCCCUCAAGCCCGACGCUGUCGAGACCCUCAAGAUGCUUGCCGACUCUUCGCACCGUCUCAUCAUGAUCACUGGUGACAACCCGCUCACCGCUGCCCACGUUGCCCGCGACGUUGAGAUUGUCGACCGCGAUGUCAUGAUCCUCGACCUCAAGGAGGGCUCCACCGACGCUCUUGUCUGGCGCAACGUUGAUGAGACCAAGAUUGUCGACGUCAACCCCGACCUCCCCAUUGACGCCGACAUUCUCAACAACUACGACAUCUGCAUCACUGGCGCCGCCGUCAAGGAGUUUGAGGCUCGCCCAACCUGGAAGGACCUCGUUACCCACACCUGGGUCUACGCCCGUGUCUCGCCUUCGCAGAAGGAGUACAUUGUCACGACUCUCCGUGAGCUCGGCUACACCACCCUCAUGGCCGGUGAUGGUACCAACGACGUCGGCGCGCUCAAGCAGGCCCACAUUGGUGUUGCCCUUCUCGACGGUUCCGAGGACGACCUCAAGCAGAUUGCCGAGCACCAGCGCCUCGACCGCAUCAAGAAGGUUUACGAGCAGCAGUGCAAGAUCUCGGCCCGCUUCAACCAGCCCCCUCCUCCUGUUCCUCCUCAGCUUCGCGAGGCCUUCCCUGAGCUUGUCAAGACCCAGGAGGAGGUCGCUGCCAGCCACCAGAACGCCCGCAAGCGCAACCCCAUGGAGAAGUUUGACCUCGCGACCAUCACCACCAAGCUCGCCGACAUGGACGAGGGCCAGGAGGUUCCUCAGAUCAAGCUCGGUGACGCUUCGUGCGCCGCUCCCUUCACUUCCAAGCUGUCCAACGUUGCCGCCAUCUCCAACAUUAUCCGUCAGGGUCGCUGCACGCUCGUUGCCACGAUCCAGAUGUACAAGAUUCUGGCCCUCAACUGUCUUAUCACUGCCUACUCGCUCUCGGUUCAGUACCUCGACGGCAUCAAGUUUGGCGACUACCAGGUUACCAUCACCGGCAUGCUCAUGAGCGUCUGUUUCCUCUGCAUCUCGCGUGCCAAGCCCGUCGACAAGCUUUCGCGCGAGCGUCCCCUCGGCAACAUCUUCAACCUCUACGUCCUCCUGUCGGUCCUCCUGCAGUUUGCCGUCCACAUUGUUGCCCUCGUGUACAUUACCCGCCUCUCGCAGGGGCUUGAGGACCGCGGUGUCAUUGACCUCGAGAAGAAGUUUGAGCCUACUCUGCUCAACACUGCCAUCUACCUCCUUGGUCUCUCGCAGCAGGUGUCGACCUUCGUCCUCAACUUCCAGGGUCGUCCCUUCCGUGAGGGCAUCAGCGAGAACCGCCCUCUGUACUACGGUCUCCUUGGUGCCUCGGCUGUUGCCUACUCUGGCGCUACCGACCUGUUCCCCGAGCUCAACAAGUGGCUCCAGCUUGUCGACAUGAGCUUCAACUUCCGUGUCAAGCUCACGCUGGCCAUGAUUAUCGACUUUGGCGGCUGCUACAUCAUUGAGGUUGGCUGCAAGUACCUGUUUGCCGACCUCGAGCCGGCUGAGCUUGUCACCCGUGGCCGCGAGCGUCGUGAGAAGCGCCGCGCGCUCGAGGAGGCCGAGAAGGCCAAGCAGCCUCUGCCCGAGCUUGACGCGGUUGUCAAGAAGGACCAGUAGAGGGGGGAGAAGUGUGGGAGGUGGAGAGGGUGAGCGUGGAGGCUCAGCGCUCCGCCUCGUGUAGAGUGGCCUCGGCCACACCCUUGCAUCGUCGAGCCAGCGCGCGCGCGACUGGCUAAUCGUAGACUAGCAUGAAACAUUUGACAUUUUAAUGCGCGGGUGAUGCAUGUUUUGUUUCGGAUG
This is a messenger RNA of Vanrija pseudolonga, 3955 nucleotides long. RefSeq names its product Manganese-transporting ATPase 4 (gene cta4). The coding region runs from base 44 to 3772 and encodes 1242 amino acids. Gene Ontology annotation, molecular function: P-type ion transporter activity; ATPase-coupled monoatomic cation transmembrane transporter activity; ATP hydrolysis activity. The record is from RefSeq and is a predicted model, not a curated record. Gene Ontology annotation, cellular component: endoplasmic reticulum membrane. Lineage: Eukaryota; Fungi; Basidiomycota; Tremellomycetes; Trichosporonales; Trichosporonaceae. The transcript is spliced from 3 exons. Gene Ontology annotation, biological process: transmembrane transport; intracellular calcium ion homeostasis.